AUGAAGAUUCCAUUCCUCCUUUCUGUGGCUGCUGCCACAACCGUACUGGCGGGGCCUAAUUGCCCUCCUCUCGGCCCCGUCUACGAGAAGCCGUUCAACUUCAAGACGAGUUCCGCGAUCCAGGCCGCCAUCGCCAACCUGACCGCCACAUUCACUGCCUGGGACCAGAAUAACUCGACCGCCAUCGGCUCCAACACGACGAGUUAUAGCAUCGAAGUGUUUAGUACGAGCGAGGAGGAUCCGACAAUCUUCAGCUGGCAUCACACAGCGGCGUCUCUCGCGAGGGCCACCAACACAUCCGGCGUCAAAGAGGCCGGCCCCGACGCCGUGUAUCGUCUGGGCAGCCUCACCAAGGUCUUUACCGUCUAUACGUGGCUGGUGCAGGAUGGUGAUGUGAAAUGGAACGAGCCGAUUACCAAGUACAUCCCGGAACUGGCUGCUGCUGCGGACAGGGCAAAGGAAGAUCCUGUGGCAAACGUAGCGUGGGACGAGGUGACUAUCGGCGCACUAGCCGGGCAGUUGUCUGGCGCCAUUCGAGAUUAUGGCCUAAUGAGCGAGGUCACGCAAGAGUUCAACCAGAGUGACGCGGUGGGUUUGGGAUUUCCGCCCUUGGAAGAGUCCGACCCCUUGCUACCGAAAUGUGGACAGUACCCGCAGUGCAACAGGACUGAAUUCUUCAAUGGCCUGCUUCGAGCCUACCCGUCAUUCGCCCCCUUUGCCACUCCAGCAUACACCAACACGGGCUACCAGAUCUUGGCUUACGCGCUUGAAGCCAUCAAGGGCAAGAGUUUCCAGGCAAUGAUGGAAGAGAGCGUGCUGCAGCCCCUGGGCCUGGACCAUACCUACUACCGAGACCCCCCGGUCGAGCAAGGCAUCAUUCCCGGCGUCCAAUCUGAAUCUGGGUGGAACUACCAACUGGGAGACGAGAAUCCCGCCGGCAACAUGUACUCCUCGAUAGCCGACAUCUCCUCCCUCGGCCGCGCCAUCAUGCGCUCCACCCUGCUGGCGCCCGUGGUCACGCGCCGGUGGCUGAAGCCUGCCACCAUGUCAUCGGAGCUGCUCGCCGGCGUCGGCUACCCCUGGGGCGUCCGCCGCGUGGCGGUGCCCUACGCCAACGGCAAGCACGUCGUGGACGCCUUCAACAAGGCCGGCUCGAUCGGCUACUACUCGUCGCUGCUCGUGCUGCUGCCGGACUACGACGUGGGCUUCUCGGUCCUGCACGCGGGCGAGGCCAUCCCCGGCAACUCCAACUUCAACGUCGCCGACAUCCUGGGCGCCCAGCUGGUGCCCGCGCUGGAGGCGGCCGCGCGCGAGCAGGCCGAGGCCAAGUUCUCGGGCGAGUACGUCGACGAGGGGAGGAACACGUCGCUGCGCCUGACGACGCAGGCGGACCGCCCCGGCCUGGGCGUCGAGAACUGGGUCAGCAACGGCACCGACAUGAUGACCAACGCGGUCGUCAUGCAGGGCGGGUACGCGCCCGUCAACCCCAGCGUCCGCAUGUAUCCCGCCGGCCUGGAGACGGUCGCGGAGGACGGCACCAAGCGGGUUGCCUUCAAGGCCGUGUUUGAGGACCUCAACCUGCCGGCGCGGACGACCAACAUGUUCUCGACCGACUGCGGGACCUGGGUGUCGUUCACGGGGGUUGUGUAUGGGACGCACCCGCUGGAUCAGUUUAUUUUCCAUGUGGACGCGGAUGGGAAGGUCGUGAGUAUCGAGAGUAUAGCGCUGAGGUCUGUGAUGAAGAAGAUGUGA
This is a messenger RNA of Chaetomium fimeti, 1752 nucleotides long. RefSeq names its product beta-lactamase/transpeptidase-like protein. The transcript is spliced from 4 exons. The record is from RefSeq and is a predicted model, not a curated record. Bases 1 to 1752 code for a protein of 583 amino acids. NCBI's taxonomy places the organism in Eukaryota, Fungi, Ascomycota, Sordariomycetes, Sordariales, Chaetomiaceae.